Mustela erminea (ermine) is the source of this 3687-nucleotide messenger RNA. RefSeq names its product golgi SNAP receptor complex member 2 (gene GOSR2). Bases 41 to 679 code for a protein of 212 amino acids. Gene Ontology annotation, cellular component: ER to Golgi transport vesicle membrane; endoplasmic reticulum membrane; Golgi apparatus. The transcript has 6 exons. Lineage: Eukaryota; Metazoa; Chordata; Mammalia; Carnivora; Mustelidae. The record is from RefSeq and is a predicted model, not a curated record. Gene Ontology annotation, biological process: intra-Golgi vesicle-mediated transport; vesicle fusion. Gene Ontology annotation, molecular function: SNARE binding; SNAP receptor activity.
UUCCGAGGAAGCCAGGGCCGGACCCGGCGGGGCCGGCGACAUGGAACCGCUUUACCAGCAAACGCACAAGCAGGUCCACGAGAUCCAGUCUCACAUGGGACGCCUGGAGACGGCAGACAAGCAGUCUCUGCACUUAGUAGAGAAUGAAAUCCAAGCAAGCAUAGACCAGAUAUUCAGCCAUCUAGAACGUCUGGAGAUUUUGUCCAGCAAGGAGCCCCCUAACAAAAGACAGAAUGCCAAACUUCGUGUUGACCAGUUAAAGUAUGACGUACAGCACCUGCAGACCGCUCUCCGAAACUUCCAGCAUCGGCGAUACGCAAGGGAACAGCAGGAGAGACAGCGAGAGGAGCUUCUGUCUCGCACAUUCACCACCAACGACUCUGACACCACCAUCCCAAUGGAUGAGUCGCUGCAGUUCAACUCCUCCCUCCAGAAAAUUCACCACGGCAUGGAUGACCUCAUUGGAGGAGGGCACAGUAUUCUGGAGGGACUGAGGGCCCAGAGACUGACCUUGAAGGGGACUCAGAAGAAGAUCCUCGACAUUGCCAACAUGCUGGGCUUGUCCAACACAGUGAUGCGGCUCAUUGAGAAGCGGGCUUUCCAGGACAAGUACUUCAUGAUCGGUGGGAUGCUGCUCACGUGUGUGGUCAUGUUCCUCGUGGUGCAGUACCUGACGUGAACCAGUUACACCCCGUGGCUGCGCAUCGCUCCCACCGUGUGAGGGUCCGUGUGAGAGUGUGUGCGAGAGCGAGACGGGGGGCCCGGAGGCUGCCUUCCGCAAUGUAUGCCCUUCUUCACUGUGAAGACCACUUGCAAGUCAUUGUGAUCUGUAACCUCGUGGAGGUUUCAAACCUGCUCUGUUUUCUGUGAUACCUCGGAGGGGGAAGUGAGUGCCACCAAGACGCACGGUCCUUAGGAAAUGAAAGAAGUACCCAUUCUCUCUCUCUCUUUCUUGCCCUCACUGGGGGGAGGAAGUGACAUAAGGGGAAGGGGUGAAGAAGGAAGGAGGAGGGAAAGGAUGGCUUUGUUGGUUUUGUCCGUGUAGCUGACGUGCACCCUGGGAAGGCUUUCGUCAUGAGCCCUGCAGAUAGGACUGUCUACUUUGGCUUCACCUGGCCGUUCUGGCUCUUAAUGGGUAGGUUAGAGCAGAAGCAAAACAAAGGAGGGGAAAGAGGUCUUCUUUCCCUGCGUCAUUAUAGCACAUGAAUUUCCCUGCCCUUGCUACUAGCUCCCCUCACCCCUCGGCGACAUGCAGAUGACUAACUGCCAAUAUUUGUCACCCUUUCCUUGGAAGCAGCCACCUAGAGGAGACAGAGGCACUGAUGUUAUUGAAGACAGCAAGUAAGAUUUUCCACAUUACAGUGGUUCUGUGUCGGUCCUUUAUAAAGUGAGGCCAGUGUUAUUCCCUGAGAAUGUUCGGUGUUGAGACCGAAGACCCUAAUCACUGAUUUUUUUUUUUUUUUCCCUCUUUCCCCAGAGGUUAAUAGAAUGGGUGGCUUUGUAGUUCCCAGGACUGUAGCCUGGCGUCCCGCCCAGGCUCUGAGGGGCGUCUGCCCCCAAGAAAGUCACUUUGCGCCAAGGUUAGUGUUGGGUCCAUUAGGGCAUCUUUUCUAGUUUUAACGUCUCUGAUUCUCUGGCUCUCUUCCCUUCCCUGAAAUCUAGCAGCUGCCAGCCAGGCCCCCAUUCUUCCCAGCUGGUGUGGGCAGGAGCCACCGUGGAGACGUCCCUCGUGUCCUGUAGAGUCUCUUUUGUCAGGGACUGGGACCCUUUUCCUUCUCUGACCAAGCCCGGAUCAGGGCUAUACCAGUACCUGGUGCAGUGUGGAACUGUUGGUAAAGGCAGCCUCUGUGUCGUGGCCAGGUGCUGUAGGCGCUGGAAGGACCCGGUCAGCAUGUGUUUUCACCUGUCACAGGCCCUACCCCACCCUGGGCUCAGUAGCCUUAUGGCAGGACAUCAAAUAACACUCGGCAUUUCCCAGAACUGGAACCUUGGUCAGUAUUAACUGUGCCUGGGCUUGUCCUGCCCCACCUGCGUCCCGUGUUUGUUUUUUGUCACCGGGAUGGUCAUCUGUCUUGUCUUCCUUUUCUGUGUGUGUUCCAGUCCGCCUCUCUUCUUUACCUCCCCCUGUUUCUGCAGCAGUGUUGGUCCUCCAGGCAUACCUUCUGGCGAGUGUGUCUUCGUUAUCAUAGAUUUUUAACAUGAGUUUUCCCUGAUUUCACACUUGGGCUCUUUAUUGCUCUUACCCCUCUUCGCUAAGCAGGGGCCCUGGAUGUCGGAAGAAGGGGGAACCUGUGGGUUGCGAGCCCUGCCAGAGUGAGAGUGGUGGCCUGGAGGGUAGACAGAAGAGUCUGAGCGUCUUUAGACCUAGGUCUGACUUCGGGGAGGUGAAAUUUCCAGCACGCCCAGCACCCCGGCCCACGCAGGGAUCUUUAGCAAUCCAUAAAAAGGGUUCCAUAAAGUGGAUAUUUAAACUGCACAGACCUGGUCGUCCUGUUCCCUGGGCAUCUGAGGAUCCUGCCAAAGAGCAGCCUUGAGAGGAGGGUGCAUGAGGAACAACGAAGUCCCGCGGACCCGCACUCAGGACAGGGGUGGGGCGCGGAAACUCCCCCGGCACCCCACCCUGCAGUGCUGAUGUGACCGAUCUGUUUGUAGUGUGCACCAGCGGGUUUCCACACCUGCCUCUCCAGUGAGUAUAGGUCUGGGUGAACCAGAAGUAAGGCUUUCUGUCCUGCUGUACUUUGAGAGCCGCUCUCCCUACUUUGUAAUAAAAGUUAGGAAGGCAGUUCAUGGGUCUUUACCGCCUGGGGCUAAGGAACAGCAAUCACAGCGUUUCUGGAGACCCAGGGGCCCUGAGAUGGCACAAGCUGGCUUUCAGAGUCCUGCGAGAAACACACCUUGGCCUAACUGGAUGCUCCUGUCUCCGCAGCACCAAACCGCCCCCUCCCCCCCAAACCCAGGGAAGGGUUCCAGGCCAGGGAAGGAGCACCCUCUAGUGGAGCUGGGGUGAAGUCUGAAGUCAGGCAGGUGCGAGAAUGUCCAGGGGACAGCGUCUUUGACCUUGUACAGGAUUUGGAUGUGCCCGUGGCACUUGAAGACAGGUGGGUUGUCAAAGAACUUGGGAUUAUCUUCAUUCCGUGGAGCGACCACCUUAAGAAAAACCAAACUCAAAGACCCAAGUAAGUAGGAGAGUCUUGAUUUUUAGAUGAGACUUCCCUGCUGGGAUUUCCCGAAAAGUCUUUUGCACUCAUGGGAUUUAGGUCGGUUUGAUUUGCACAUUUGGAUUCACACCUGUUGUUUUUGAAACACGUCAGUUAAAUAAAGUUGAGAUUGUUAGUUUACUUAGAAAAUUACCUUUUGUAACUAAUGACCCUUUUUUAAUAGUUUCCAGGCUAGAGAUUCUCAAACACUGCUCCAUGGCUGGGGCCUAGGCUGGCUGCCUUAGAAGCAGCUAGAAAACUUUUCUGAAAUGAUAGAUUCCUGGGGCCUAUCCCAAACCUUUUCAAGUAGAGUGUUUUUUAAGCCUCGAAGUUAGUUCUGAUGUGUGUAUUUUGGAACCACUGUCUUUUAGACACAAAGCAUUUGUCUUAAUCAAAGAUGAUCUCAUUUGAAAAUAAAUGCUGAACUAGGUGGGCAUAUAUGUGUAAAGAGCAAAACCUAUCAAGUCCAAAAUAAAGUCUCAUUUGUUUA